Molecule: messenger RNA, 9217 nt
Organism: Antechinus flavipes (yellow-footed antechinus)
Lineage: Eukaryota; Metazoa; Chordata; Mammalia; Dasyuromorphia; Dasyuridae
Gene: GANC
Product: glucosidase alpha, neutral C
Exons: 24
Coding region: 411-3155 (914 amino acids)
Biological process (GO): carbohydrate metabolic process; N-glycan processing
Molecular function (GO): carbohydrate binding; alpha-1,4-glucosidase activity
Source: RefSeq, a predicted model, not a curated record
UACGUUCACUAUGGACUGAACUGCUAGCUCCCUUGUAAAGGAGGGGGGGUAGGGGGGAAGAAGAGGCGGGGAAUAACUGAGUUCCAAUCAGGCAAGCAGAGACAAGAAGGUUCUGCUUCUCUCUUUCUCUUUCUCUCCCCCUCCCUUCCAGGUGUUUCUGAAAUAAGAGUUGAGGUCAUUCCCCUCCUCUGCCUUUCUAAUUUAAGGCCAGCCAGAGGGCCAGUAUUUUGAUAAGACUUUCUUUUCCCAGAAGCCUAUAGGAAGGUGGUAGUUAGGCUGUAAUUAACUAAAGAUCUUUGUGUGGAUUUAAACGACCCCCCGCAGUUGGCAAUGGAACUGGGUCUGGUGUGCGGCUCGGCCGAGUAGUUCUGAGCCGGAGUCCUCGGGGUUCGUGGAGCGGGUGGGCGGCCAUGGAAGCGGCUGGCGGCGAAGACGCCAUCAGCUUUCAAGAUGAAGCUGUGGAUAAAACCAUCUUUAAAGACUGCAGCAAAAUUGGUUUUUACAGACGUCAGAAGCUAAUUCCAAGGAAGAAUACCUAUCGGGCAUUACUGGACUCAGUUACAUCAGGCAAAGACAGCACCAAAUUCCAGAUCAUCAAUGAAGUGAAUAAGGUUCCUCUCUUGGCUGAAGUCUGUGGAAUAGAGGGAAACAUUUUCAGAUUUAAAAUCAAUGAAAUAGCUCCUUUGAAACCAAGGUAUGAAGUCUCUGAUGUUCUCAUACAGAAACCAGUCACCAAAAGGCUGACUCCAUAUACAGGGGAUACAGGUGUUCUGGUUCUGAAAGAUGAUUUACUACACCUGAAAUUUCACAUCACAGCCAACCCCUUCACAAUAGAUUUGAUUUCUGAAGAUGAGCCUGUGCUGAGUAUCAAUUCCAUGGGCCAGCUAUAUUUUGAACAUUUGCAGAUGCCUCCCAAACACAGACCUUCCACAGAAUGUAAGGAAGAUGUAUCCACUGAUCCUUCCCAGGAAAGUCAAGAUGAUCUGGAUCUUUGGCAAGAGAAAUUUGGCAAAUUUGUGGAUAUCAAAGCCAAUGGUCCUAGCUCCAUAGGCAUUGACUUCUCCUUGCAUGGUUUUGAGCAUCUCUAUGGGAUACCACAACAUGCAGAAACCCAUCAGCUCAAAAAUACUGGUGAUGCUGAGGCUUACCGACUUUACAACUUGGAUGUCUAUGGGUAUAAGCUACAUGACAAAUUGGGUAUUUAUGGUUCUAUACCCUAUCUCCUAGCACACAAACUAGACAGAACUAUAGGAAUUUUCUGGCUAAAUGCCUCAGAAACACUGGUGGAAAUCAACAUACAACCUACAAUAGAACACACAUUGUCCCCAAAAGGCUCAGUUUUGGCAAAACAAAAAGUCAAGGCUCGAGCUGAUGUACGUUGGAUGUCAGAGAGUGGAAUCAUUGAUGUCUUUAUACUAAUGGGACCCACCCCUGCUGCAGUCUUCAAACAGUAUUCAAUACUCACAGGCACCCAAGCACUGCCUCCACUCUUCUCCUUAGGAUACCACCAGUGCCGUUGGAACUACAAUGAUGAACAAGACGUCAAAGAUGUUGAUGCUGGGUUUGAUGACCAUGACAUUCCUUAUGAUGUCAUAUGGCUGGAUAUAGAACAUACUGAGGGCAAACGAUACUUCACAUGGGACAAAAAGAAAUUUCCAAAUCCUAAGAGGAUGCAAGAGCUGAUCAAGAGCAAAAAGCGCAAGAUUGUGGUCAUUUCUGAUCCCCAUAUUAAAGUUGAUCCCAUGUACUCAUUGUACUCUCAAGCAAAAGAGAAGGGCUACUUUGUGAAAAAUAACAAAGGUGGAGACUUUGAGGGUAUAUGUUGGCCUGGAGCUUCUUCUUAUCUGGAUUUCACAAACCCCAAAGUUCGAGAAUGGUAUUCAAGUCUUUUUGACUUCUCUGAAUAUGAGGGUUCUAGUGACAUCCUCUUUGUAUGGAAUGAUAUGAAUGAGCCCUCUGUCUUUAGAGGGCCAGAGCUGACCAUGGAGAAGAAUGCUAUUCAUUAUGGCAAUUGGGAGCACAGAGACCUUCAUAACAUAUAUGGCUUUUAUCAGCAAAUGGCUACAGCUCAGGGACUGAUCCAGAGGUCUAAAGGGAAGGAGAGACCCUUUGUUUUGACACGUUCUUUCUUUGCUGGAUCUCAGAAAUAUGGUGCAGUAUGGACAGGAGACAACGUAUCAGAGUGGGGUUACUUGAAAAUUUCCAUCCCAAUGUUGUUGACUCUCAGUGUUGCUGGUAUUCCUUUUUGUGGAGCUGAUGUAGGUGGAUUCAUUGGGGAUCCAGAACCAGAGCUGCUGGUGCGCUGGUAUCAGGCUGGAGCCUAUCAGCCCUUCUUCCGAGGCCAUGCUACCAUGAACACUAAGCGGCGUGAACCCUGGUUGUUUGGAGAGGAACAUACCAAGCUCAUCAGAGAAGCCAUCAAAGAGAGAUAUGCCCUCCUGCCUUAUUGGUAUACUUUGUUCUACCGUGCACAUGUGGCUUCUGAACCAGUCAUGAGGCCUCUCUGGGUAGAAUUUCCAAAAGAAUUAGAAACUUUUGGUGUGGAGGAUGAGUACAUGUUAGGAAGUGCUUUGCUAAUACAUCCAAUCACAGAACCAAAGAUCACAAUGAUUGAUGUGUUUCUGCCUGGGUUUGAAGAGGUCUGGUAUGAUUUUCGGACAUUUGUUCAUUGGGAAGGAGCACGUACCCUGAAGGUUCCCAUAGCCUUGGAUAGAAUACCUGUGUUUCAGCGAGGUGGAAGUGUGGUACCGAUGAAGACUGCUUUAGGGAAAUCCACAGGAUGGAUGACUCAUCUCCCAUAUGAACUCCUUGUUGCUCUGGACACCAAAGGCUCUGCAAAAGGUGAACUCUACCUUGAUGAUGGACAUUCAUUCCAAUACCUCCAUCAAAAGCAGUUCCUUCAUAGGAAGUUUUUAUUCUGUGAUGGUAUUUUGUCCUCCAGCUGUGCAGAUGAAAAUGGUCAUUACCACAGUGAGUGUGUGGUAGAAAAAGUCCUGAUCUUGGGCAUCAAUAAGCAGCCUUCCUCUGUGACUACCAGUUCUUCUGAUGGGCAGGAGAAGCAGGUGGUUUUUACCUACUGCUCCAAGACAGCCGUGCUUCAUCUGGAAGAACUUUCAUUGAAUGUUGGUGCUAAUUGGGAGAUCCAUGUCAAGUGACAAGAAAAGCAGGACUUUCACAGCCUUUGAAGGAAAGUUCAAAUAGAAUCGAUCUUAUAGGAUGUCAAAAGCUCUCUGUUACUGAGCUUCUGCCUGGCUCAAAGAGACAGUUCAUUGGUCACAGAACAAACAGCUGAUGAAGGGACAUGAUGUUAUUUCAUAUUUUCUUUUUUCUUCAAUUUUUGGGGCAUGAUAGCUUUGAUUUUAUUAUGUCAGAAGCUGGUGUUUUUCCUUGAAACAAAUAACCUAGAAACAGUGAAUGACUGUUAUUACUUCAUAUUUUUAAUAUCAGAGUCAUGAUUUGGGAUGGAACAGUGCCAAGCACUGUAACACAAUGAGCUGUCUCUCCUUCCUGCACCAGGUGGAACAGGCUUUAGAUAGAGGGACAGGUGGGCGCAGCUCUGUAGGAUUUGUUCCCAUCUGUGCCCAUCCCAGGCCAUACCACUGAAGGGAGUCAUGACCUUAGACAAAGCUGACAGCUGCAGUAAUACAGGAAUUCUGCCAUAUGUAUGGUGUGCACUCUGAAAUUAUAUCACACCCACUCUGGGAUAAGUGAAACAAAAUCCUGAAUGGCAGCUGAGAGCUUUUUUGGUCUAGAAAUUGGAUUAAAGGGAGCAAAGAUAGUUCUCCCCUAAACUAACUCAGGAAGGUUAAUCUUGAGCAUCCUCCCAGGCGAAAAAGCAUCUUUCCAUAUAUCAUUAUUGCUUUUUCAAUAAUAUACAUAAAUAUUACUUUCCAGCUCAAGGAACUAAAGUGAGUCCCUACUGCUUAACAUAUCAAAGAGUAAGUGGGCCCUUCCAAGAUCACUCUAUUCCUCCAACUUUGUCUCACAUCACUCUAGAAGAUAAACCCUGUGUUCUGAAUCCUUGAAUUGUCAUAGUCAUUCCUGACCUUAUACCUUUGCUUCUACUGGUCCCCAGUAUCCUUUUUUCCUUUUAUCCGUAUCUUUCUUACUCUUCAAAAUCCAGUUAAAGUCUCAUCUUCUCCAUGAAGCUUUUCCAAUUGUUCCAACACCCAAUAAUUUGACCCUUCAUUGCAGUGCAACAAAAUCUAUGCAAUGCAAUCGAUAAAUAAAAAGGAAAGCUUUUAAUUAUGAAAAGAGCUUUGCAUCAAAUGUCUCUGAUAAAACUAAGAGAUACAGAGAACUAAUACAUUUAUAGACCAAGAUCAUUUCUUAUAAAUAGGUUGUUAAAAGACAUUGACAAAUAGGCCUUGAAAGAAGAACUACAAACUGUUAACCAUGUAAAAGGACAGCUAGGUAGCACAAUGGAUAGAAUGUCAGGACAGGUGUUAGGAAUAUCUGAGUUCAAAUCUGGCUUCAGAUACUUACUAGCUUUGUGACCCUAGACAAGACAUUUAAACCUGUUUGUCUUAAUUGCUUGUCUGGAAAAUAAGCUGGAAAAGGAAAUAGAAAAUCACUGCCCUAUCUUUGCCAAGGAAACCCCAAAUGGGGUCACAAAGAGUUGGAAAUGAAUGAAUAACAGCCAUGUAAAAAUUGCUCCUAAUAGUAAUAAUAAUUAGCAUUUCUGUAGCACUUUAAGAUUUGCAACAUGUUUUGUUUGAUCCGCACAACACUAUGAGGUAGGUACUAUUAUUAUUUCCAUUUUACAUGAAAGGAAACAGAAGUAGAGAGAUUCAAGUGACUUGUCUAGAGUAACACAACUAAGUGUCUGAGACCGGGUCUGAACUCAAGCUUUCUUAACUUCAGGUCUGGUGGAGACUGUACCACUGUAUCAAUAAUGAUCAGUGUGAAUCAGAGCAACUGUGAGAUUCCACUCACUUAACAAAGUUGGCAAAGAUGACAAAAGAUGGAAAUAAUUCACAUUGGAGAGACUAUGAAAAGACAGCAACCCUAAUACAAAGUGAUGGAACUGUGAAUUGGUACAACCAUUCUGGAAAGGAAUUUAGAAUUAUGCUAAAGAAAUGACUAAAAGACUCACAUCCUUUGGCUCACAGACUUCAUCGCUAGGUAUAUAAUGCAAAGAGAUCAAAGUUAAAGUCUAACCCUAUCUGGCCUGGGAUAAAUCAGUUUAGCCUUAUACUAUCUCUUACUCUCCAGGCCCUUGCCUCCUUGUCCUUUCAAUAAUCACUUCAUACCAAGCCCAAGCCCCUUAUCAGCUCCAUCGAUUGUAUUCACUGCUUAUUGAAUAACUACAGCUGAGGGAGAAAAUCACCAAACUGCCAUUUUUGAAUCUACUACAAAUGUAUGUUGUCUAAUCUCACCUGAGUCCUUGCUGCAACAAGACUCAUUCUACUCCUAACUAAUCUGUCUGCUGUCUGACUCUUCUUCCCACAGUGACUAUUCCAGACCUCUUCAUCUCCUCAACCCUCCAGUGGUAUCCUGUCCCUUCCCUUUUCGCACCCAUCCUCUCAGCUGAGGAUCUCACCUGGCCCAAAGUCAGGAGUUCCCUUUUCUCCCCUCUCCCUCACCUCAAGGAACCCAGCCAUUUUUGUCCAUUGUCUUCUUUGCUCUCUCUUUGGCUAGACUAGGUCCUCAGCGCGCCCUCUUGAUCCCAUCCCCUUCUAGCUUCUUUUACCCUCACUAUUUGUCCACUCUCAAGCUUUUGGGCUCUUCUAGUCUCCUUCUUUGUCACCUAUGUCUUACACAUCUUUUAAAAAAUCCCUUGCCAUCCUCACUAGCUCACAAUCUAUAUGUCUUCUCCCUUCUUAACUAAACUCUUUGAGAACACAAUGUUCUCUUGGUACCUCUGCUCCCUCUUUUGCCCUGAACCCUCUGCAGUCUAAUUUCUGAUCUCAACAUCACAUCUCUUUCCAAAAUUACCAAUUGUUUGGGAUGAAAAGACCUACCCAAAUUGACUACUACAGGGAUCACUCAUAGAAAGCAGAAUUAUUUAUUAGAAUCUCGAGAAGUGGACACCAUCCUGGUCUGUGAGCCGGAUUUCACAACAGGAGAAAGCCAUUCACUUGAAAAUGCUUACAGCUUUUAUACAUUUCAGACAAAGAACCCCAAAAUCCCACCCUCUAUAUGUUGUGAUUGGUCACAUAAACCUUUAUUCCUCUAUUUGGUCAGUGGAAUGUAGUAGACAAGGUGAUAUACAGCUUCUUUGGCCACAUAUAUAUUUUUAAUCCCUUCUUUGGACAAUAGAAUGUAGUCCAGGCCUUAUCUAAAAUCAUGGGACUCUGAGAAGCUGAAACUGAGGCCUUAAGGCUUCAAUCAAUUUAGCUAACAAUCUCUGAUCAAUAUGUGCUUAAUCUGUAAGUUCUUCACCUUUCCACACACAAUGAUCUCUUAAGUGCCAAAUAUAAAGGCUUUUUCUAUUCAUCCUCUUUCUUGACCGCUAUCAUUUGUCAUAGUUGAACAUCUCAUCCUGAAUUCUUUCUCCUCUCUAGAUUUUUGUGAUAUUGCCGACUCUCACUUCUCUCCUUGCCAUCCCCACUAUCUAGGGUAUCCCCAAUGCUUUAUCCUGGGCCCUCUUCUCAUCCCUCUAUAUUAUCUCACUUAAUGAUCUCAUCAGCCCCCAUGCAUUUAAUUAUCAUCUCUAUGCAAAUGAUUCCCAAAUCCACAUAUCCAGUCAUAGUCUUCCCCCUGAGCAACAGUCCCACAUCACCAACACAUUUGGGAAACUUCUAAGUGAAUUCCUUUAGGCAUCUCAAACUCAGCAUGUUCAGAACAGGUCAUGUUUCCCAAAAAUAGGCCAGUACCCAAAUGAGAGAACCUAAGUCCUACAUGUCCAAAAAUAUUUAUAGCAAUCCUUUUUUGUGGUAGCUAAAUACUGGAAAUUAAGUUGUCCAACAACUGAGAAGAAAGCCUAAGUUAUGGGAUAUGAAUGUGAUGUAGUACUAUUAUCUCAUUCACAAUGAGAAAUGAAGAAAUAGAUGAUUUCAGAAAGAUGUGAAAAGACUUAUGUAAACUGAUUAAGAAGCAGAACCAGGAAAACAAUUUAUACUAUAAUAUCAACAUGUUUUCAAUGAACAAUUUUGAGGAAUUUUUUAAACUAACAAAGAAUGAAAUGAGAAGAACCAAGACCACAAAUUAUAUAAUAACAAGAACACUAAAAAUUAGCAACUCUGAAAGUUUGUGAGAACUAUGCUCAGUACAAUGAACUUUGGCGAUUCAAAUCAAAGUACUGAUGAUGAAACAUGCUAUUCAUUACAGAGUGAAUAUUGGGCUUUGGUUCCAAAUGAGACAUAUAUACUUUUUGUAUACAGCCAUUGAGGAAAUUUGCUUUAAUUGACUAUGCAUAUUUGUUAUGAAAAAUUUGGUAUUUUUUUCAAUGAAUAGAUUGUGAAUGGGAGAGAAAAUACUUUUCUAUUAAUCUUUUUUUUAAAAAUAGGUAGGUGGGAGUACUACAAAUGUGAAAUGUUGCCUUCACUUUCAGAUGAAAUUAGUCAUUGUAUUAUUAGUUUUACUUAGCUGUUUUGUUCAGUUGCAAGAGGUCUCUCACUAAGUGGGAAUAUUCUCUAAGUGUGUGUAAUAUAAAAACAAAGCACAGCAAUAAAACUGAAAGGAACAAAAAAAAUUUUUUUAAACAAAAUUCGUUAUCUUCUCCCCCAAAACUGUCCCAUCUUCCAAACCUUUCAUUACUCCUGAGGGAAGCACUAUCCUCCUAGUCACCCAGGCUGACAAACUUCAAUCAUUCUCAAUUCUUUUCACUCACCUCUAUGUUCAAAUAAUUGCUUCAUUGCAUAAUUUUUUUUCUUAACAGUAGCACUCUUCCAAGUCCUCCUGCCUCUACUAACCAAGUAACUGUCCUCAUCCAGACCUCAUCAUCCCUUUCUUAUCUGGACUAUUGUAGUAUACUUCUAAUUAGUCUCCUUACCUCAAGUCUCUCCCCAUUCCAGUCCCUCUUCCUCUGAGUUCUUAUAGGGAUUUUUUUCAAAUAAAAGUUUGACCGUGUAACCCACACACAGCUCAAUAAACUCCAUUAACUCCCUACUACCUUCCAAAUCAAAUAUAAAAUCCUCUGAUAUUUAGAGUUCUUCAUAAUCUUUUCGCUCCCUACUUUGCCAACUUUCUUUUACCUCCUUUUACCAUGGGUUCAACCAUCCAGCCACAUAGCCAGCUCACAAACAACACUCCAUCUCUGGUAUCCAUCCCUAUAUAAUAGCUGCCCUCCUCUCCUCCCCCUCCCCAAUGCCUGAAAUGCUCUUUCCCUCCUCAUCUCUGCCUUUUAGUUUCCCUGGAUUCUUUGAAGACUCAAUUCAAAUUCCCAGUUACUGGAAGAAGCCUUUCUUAGAGUCUUCCCAGCAACUAGUGCCUUCCUCUAUGAGAUUAUUUUCCAUCUACUCUGUAUGUAUCUAGUCAAUUUACAUGUUAUCUCCCAAUUAGUAUGUAAGCUCUUUAAGGGGCUGGCGUUGUUUUGGCUCUCUUUGGGUCUCUAAUGCUUAGCAUAAUGCCUGAUACAUUUUGUUAUUGUUGUUCAGUCAUUUCACCUAUGUCUGACUCUUUGUGACCCCAUUUAGUGUUUUCUUGACAAAGGUCCUGGAUUGCAGCUCAUUUUCAGAUGAGGAAACUGAGGUAAACAGAGCUAAGUGACUUGCCCAGGGUCACACAGUUAUUAAGUGUCUGAAGCCAGAUUUAUACCCAGAGUUCCUGACUCUAGGCCCAGCAUUCUAUUUAUUGUAUCACCUACUUGCUCAUGCCUGGUAUAUAGCAUGCAUUUAAUAAGUAUUUCUUAAAUUAUGUGGUGAUCAACUCUGAUGAACAUGACUUUUUUCAACAAUGAGGUGAUUCAGGCCAAUCCCAAUGGACUUGUGAUAGAGAGAGAGAGCCAUGUGCAUCUAGAAGAGCACUGUGGGGACUGAAUGUGGAUCACAGCAUAGUAUUUUCACCGUUUUUGUUGUUUGCUUGUUUUUUUUCCCUCUCUCUCAUUUCUCUGAUCUGAUUUUUCUUAUGCAGCAUGAUAAAUGUGGAAAUAUGUUUAGAAAAAUUGCAUGGAUUGAACAUAUAUUAACAUAUAUUGGAUUACUUGCUGUCUAGGGGAGAGGGUGGGAGGGAAGGGAGAAAGACAAAUUUGGAACACAAUAUUUUGCAAGGGUAAGUGUUGAAAACUAUCUUUGCAUAUAUUUUGAAAAUAAAAAACCUGUUAUUUAAAAAAUAA